Messenger RNA from Funneliformis caledonium, 207 nucleotides. The record is from the annotation of a GenBank genome assembly. Lineage: Eukaryota; Fungi; Glomeromycota; Glomeromycetes; Glomerales; Glomeraceae.
AUGUUUACUUUUGAAGGUCUGCAUAAAAAGCCUAUCUCGGGUCCUGAAUUUAAGCCGAGCGAACCGAAAUUUCUGGUCGCUUUAAUGAAUCGUACCGCGGUACAAUCUGCAAAUUCUACUGGUUCUAAAAGGUCAGAACGAUUCGAUUUUCGUAUUGACCAAACGAUUCAUAUCGUACCGAUUUUUUCAUUUAUGCUAAUAUCAUAA